AUUUUUCUAUAUUUUCUGGAAAAUAUACCACUAUUGCAAUUCAAUUUCUUGUCUGUGCUCAUUAAAUUUACGUGAAAAAAACAACAAAAUACACAAAAAUUGUGUUAUAUAUUAGAAGUUUAAAUAAUAGAAUCUUAAUAAAUAUGAAGCCCUUGAAAAUCCUGUUCGUUUGCAUUGGCAACACCUGUCGUUCGCCAAUGGCGGAAAGUGUAAUGAAGCAUUGGGUGAAGGAGUAUGAUCUCAACUGGGAGGUGGACAGCGCUGGAUUGCGAUUGUGGAAUGUCGGACGUAAACCAGAUGAACGUUGCAUUAAAGUAUUGGAAGAGAAUGGCUUAGUGACAGAUCAUAUUGGCCGACAGAUAUCGCCAAUCGAUUUCUACAAAUAUGACUACAUUUUGGCCAUGGAUGAGCACAAUAUGAGUGAGCUACAAGAACUCGCUGGUGAUCCCAGUCAUCAAAGAUGUGCAAAAAUUGAAUUGCUGGGAAAAUACAUUGAGCGUAAGGAAGACCAAAUUAUACGCGAUCCGUAUUUCAGCAUUUCAAUAGGCGGAUUUCGCUGUGCAUUCCUGCAAAUUACUGAAAGUUGUCAAAAUUUCAUUGCAGAACAUAUGUACGCCGACUAAAAGGUUUCUUGUAAAUAAUAAAAAUUGUAAAAAUGUUACUUGAUUUAUGUACAAAAUUAAUUACUUAAAAUUUUCGUGUAUAAAAAUUGUUAAU
Messenger RNA from Ceratitis capitata (Mediterranean fruit fly), 717 nucleotides. It is a transcript of the gene Argp, whose product is annotated as low molecular weight phosphotyrosine protein phosphatase 1. The record is from RefSeq and is a predicted model, not a curated record. The transcript is spliced from 5 exons. Gene Ontology annotation, biological process: protein dephosphorylation. NCBI's taxonomy places the organism in Eukaryota, Metazoa, Arthropoda, Insecta, Diptera, Tephritidae. Gene Ontology annotation, molecular function: protein tyrosine phosphatase activity. The coding region runs from base 144 to 623 and encodes 159 amino acids.